AUGACCAUCAACACCCUGGCUAAAGGAGGCUGGCACCGGGAGCAAAUGACAUGUUUUCGAAAAAUGGAGAAAGUGAUUGUGGCCAUGCAGGACCCUGACAUGGGCAUGAAGAUGAGAAACCAGAGGCUCCUCAUCACUGUCAUCCCACACGCCAUGACAGGCCGUGAUAUUAUUGACUGGUUGAUCCAGAAAUACAUCAUAUGUGAGGAGGAGGCUCUGCACCUUGGUGCCAUGCUUGUGAGAUACGGGUAUAUAUAUCCACUCAAGGAGCCGAGAUCCCUCGUGCUGCGUCCAGAUGAGACGCCCUAUCGCUUCCAGACUCCUUACUUCUGGACUAGUACCCGGUGGCCUGCCUCAGAGCUGGAUUAUGCAAUCUAUUUGGCCAAAAAGAACAUAAGAAAACAAGGAGAACUGAUGGAAUAUGAAAAGGAGAGGUACAGUGUGUUGCACAAAAGGAUCAAUCACACCUGGGACUUUGUGGUGAUGCAAGCCAGGGAGCAACUCAGAGCAUCCAAACAGAGGCGGAAGGCUGACCGUAUUGUCUUAGAGUGUCAGGAGCAGGCUUAUUGGCUCAUCAACAGAUCCCCGCCUGGGGGGCAUAAUGUGCUGGACAUGGGUCUAGAGAGAGAAAAUAACCCCAAUUUACCAGUUACAGUGAACAGUGACUACUACAAAAGAGAGAUUGAUACCUGUAGAAGGGCCCUUGGAAGAAACCGUGUGAAGUCAUCCAUCUGCCUUGAAAGUUUUCUGAAAUACAGCGAGCAGUACCAUAACCAUGAUCCCAUUAUGCAAGGCUGUCUUCCCAGCAACCCCUGGAUCUCUGAUGACACUGCCCAUUGGACAAUGAAUGCAGAAGUGGUGCCUACCCCAACACGUCUGCGAGUGGAGUGUUGGAGCUUCAGCUUCAUGGAGCUUCUCAAUGACGCCAUGGGGAGGAAGGAGUUCAUGACCUACCUGGAGAAAGAGUUUAGUGCGGAGAACCUGUGCUUUUGGCUGGCCUGUGAGGAGGUUAGACAUGGAGAAACUUCCAGAAUCAUAGAGAAAGUGGAGGAAAUCUACGAAAAUUUCCUGGCGCCUGGAGCUGCACGCUGGGUGAACAUUGACAGCAAGACCAUGGAUAAGACUUUAGUGGGGAUCCAACGCCCACAUCGCUUUGUCAUGGAUGAUGCACAGAUGCACAUCUACUUCCUCAUGAAGAAGGACUCUUACCCAAGAUAUCUGAAGUCUGACCUAUACAAGAACAUGCUGGCCAAAGCUGUUGUCCCCCAGGAAACUAAGAAAAGUGUGUUCCCCUUCAUGAGACGCCAGCGGCACGCAAGCCCCUCCCCUGCUCAGGCUACCGGCCAGGCGACGGAGGAAGACGGGGGUGCCAAGGGAGCCGGGCAAGCAGGUACCAACUCUGCAGCCGGCUCCCAUGCCUGA
Scomber scombrus (Atlantic mackerel) is the source of this 1422-nucleotide messenger RNA. RefSeq names its product regulator of G protein signaling 11 (gene rgs11). The transcript is spliced from 17 exons. The record is from RefSeq and is a predicted model, not a curated record. Gene Ontology annotation, biological process: regulation of G protein-coupled receptor signaling pathway; G protein-coupled receptor signaling pathway; intracellular signal transduction. NCBI's taxonomy places the organism in Eukaryota, Metazoa, Chordata, Actinopteri, Scombriformes, Scombridae. The coding region runs from base 1 to 1422 and encodes 473 amino acids.